Messenger RNA from Chlorocebus sabaeus (green monkey), 5185 nucleotides. RefSeq names its product homeobox A11 (gene HOXA11). The record is from RefSeq and is a predicted model, not a curated record. Gene Ontology annotation, cellular component: nucleus. Gene Ontology annotation, molecular function: DNA-binding transcription factor activity, RNA polymerase II-specific; RNA polymerase II cis-regulatory region sequence-specific DNA binding. Lineage: Eukaryota; Metazoa; Chordata; Mammalia; Primates; Cercopithecidae. Gene Ontology annotation, biological process: anatomical structure development; regulation of transcription by RNA polymerase II.
GGGAUCCAGCCCUGCCAGCACCCUCUCGGUCUGGCUCUCCAGGAGGACAUGGGAGGCAAUGGUUAUGCGGAACAGCGCACACCCCCAUACCGACCUUUCUGCCGGGACCGCUCUCCCUGACACCAGGGGAAAACCGAUCUAAUUAAGAGAGGGGCUGCGUGCCGCUGGGGGAGGUGGCCUGGCAUCCCCCGCUGGCAGGCCACCACAGCCCCGUCUGUUCAGGCACAAGCUGAAGUUGACUGCCAAAACUGCUAUAAAACCGCAGGUCUGUCUAGAACUGUUUUCGGUUUUCCUAGACGCCCCCGGGUUCAAUUAUGGUCUUAAAAGCCCUAAUACAAGUGCAAGAAUUUGUCUGCCUUCACCCAGGGGCGGGGCGAGCCCCGCAAUGGUGGCGCCUUUGUUAUGGCAAAGUCACUGAAACCCUUCAUGCAUUCCUUUUGUUCGAAGGUAGGGGUGGUGAGGACUGGGUGGGCUGCAGAGAGAGAGUUUGGGAUAGCCAAAAUCAAGCCAGGGAACAGCUGGAAUACCUUUGUUUGAAACCUCUCCUUCUGUCUUUUGUAUUCUGUCUCUAAAAAAGAGAUGCUGUGGAGAAACAAAUAUUUAGCCUUGUUGAUCACCGCUGGAAAUAGAAGUUUUUUUGCCGCAGGGCAGUUCUGUAAAUGUGCUUCCCAGCUUUAGGAGGUCUGAAGCUACUCUUCUCCAAUAACCUUCCUUCUCAUUGGAACUUCUCACUCACAGCACUGCUGCCCUCUGGACAAGCCACAGUGGACAAAUAUGUCAAGCUGAAGAUGCACAAAUAAUUUCAAAUUCAGUUCUCAGGGAUUCAAGGGACAUGAAAGUUCUUGCAGCAAAUCUUGAAUAAAGAGUUCAUUAAACCAAUGUGUCCAAGUAGCUUGAUUUGUGAUAAGCAAUCCUUGUAAAGGUGGUAGUGGGGGGAGGUGGAGAGCCACAGAAACAUUAAUGCUAGUAAAUUAGUUUACUCGACUACAGAGUAAUUACUCGAUAUUAUUGAUAUUUACAGCAGAUAUUCAAAUGCAAUGGUAGGCCAUUAUUUGGAGAAAAUACAUAAUGAGAAUAUUUCUUUUCCAGUGCAAUACAUGAUUAGAUUUGUUAUUGAGUCAGUUACAGUCAGCUCAGCAAUAAAUAAAUAAAUCGAUGUUGACACUUAUAUACCAAAGAUCUUAGAGUUUAUACUCUAAAUCUCCCCCAAAAUAUGUAAAUACCUUUGGCUAUUUCCUGGAGAGGAAAAAGCAAAUGGUUAUCUUUUUAUAUAUCUUUUAUUUUCCUUCAGCAACACCCCAGAUCCUUCCAAGAAGAGAGUUGUUGGGAGGCCUCAGGUCUGGGCCCCUCUCAGCUCCUGGCCCUGCCUGGCUGCUCUGUGUCCUCUCCCUUCUUUCGCUUCCUCCAAACAUUGCUCCUUCAAUCCUGCAGGUUGUGGAGCAUAUUUUGCCUUCUUAAUGUAUUUUUUUCCUCUUCUCAAGAAAGCUAGACUCAGAGUAUUGCUAUGGUCUCUCUUUAUCCUUAGCACAAACCUAGCCUUUUAAAGGCAUCCCUGUCUUCCCAGGUGCAGGGAGUUGGGGAAGCACCUCUCCUUUCUCUGGCAUUGUAUUCCUUCUGUGGAAUGAACAGUAGGAAAGGCACAGAGCUCUCUGAGUUUUUGCCCUGCACAUCCCUUGCUUUCACUCUCACACAUUGCAAGGAAAGAGAGAAGGAGAGCAGGAGAGUAGGCGAGUUACCCCUUUCUCAGCCACCUCUCCUUGGCCCUCAGCCCGUCCUUUCCACCCCCAUUCUCCCCACACCCGUGGAGCUCUGCAAGCAGCCUGGUGGGCCCCCCACGAAGAUGCAGCAUACCCAGGAGAAGGCUCCUCGGAUGUCAGCGCCUCUAAAGCAGCCCAAGGGUUGCCUCAAUUGCAUGGUUUCCCGCGUCCUCAGCUCCAGAAGACCAGGCAGAUGGGUGGACCGGUGAGCAGCGGGGCAGCCCCUGUGCCUCUGUCUCUGCCGAGUCACUCCGAAGCCCGGCAGGCAGCGAGGAGGAGGGGGUUUCUCCAAGGACAGAAGGUGGGAUGAGGAGGCAGGCAGGGAAGAUGAGGGGAGAGGUGGAUCCCGGGUAAGACGAAGGACCUUCCGGGCCCUGCGGAUCAGUGACAAACCGCGGGGAGAAGCCGUUCUGGCUGUGGGCGGUUUAGGGACGGAAGGCACUAAAGCGCUUCGGAAGUGACCAUGAAUGAGAGAGUGUAAUCAAGUCACCGUGCAAAUCGGACAAGCCACGAGGCAGGCACAUCCACGGCUUCGAACUCUGGCCCCGAAGGGGUGCCGGCUAGGGUCGGAGGCAGAGGCGCUUCCCAGAGCAAGUCUAUGGGAGGGGGACUGCGAAGAACGGGGUGUAAAUGCGAGCCUCCAGGAGAACAGACUCCGAGACCACAAGCCACACAGCGACGGGCUCCCACCUGGCUAUCCCCAGUCCAGGGCACCCCUCACCCACCCGGGGAGCUGCGGGUGGGAGGUGGGGACGAGAGUUGAGCUCUCACCGCCCUCUGCACACUCGAGAAUCAGGACCCUGCAAUUGAGCACAAGCAUGCUGCAUGGGGGCGCACCCCAGCCUCUCCGCGCGCCGGGAGGCCCCCAGCGAACAUGAGUUACACCGGCGAUUACGUGCUUUCGGUGAGAACACCGAGUGACGAUCUGUUGCUUCCCCUGAGGUGGCUACAAAGAAAGGAAGCCGGGAGGGAGGGGAGAGGAGGAAAAAAAAAAAAAGGAAAGCGGGGGGGGAAAAAGGCCCGGACUAGCUCGCAGCUUGUCAAUUUCAACAUCGGGUCACAUGACCAGCACCUCCCUGCUAAGGAUGGGGAUAGAUUUCCACGUCAGCUUACGUCUCCAAAUUUCUACUUCACGGAUCCGCUUCAAAGAGGCAGCUGCAGUGGAGAAUCAUGUUAAGCUCGGCUACUGCGGAGAGCCCAAGGUAGCCCAAUGAUGGAUUUUGAUGAGCGUGGUCCCUGCUCCUCUAACAUGUAUUUGCCAAGUUGUACUUACUACGUCUCGGGUCCAGAUUUCUCCAGCCUCCCUUCUUUUCUGCCCCAGACCCCGUCUUCGCGCCCAAUGACAUACUCCUACUCCUCCAACCUGCCCCAGGUCCAACCCGUGCGCGAAGUGACCUUCAGAGAGUACGCCAUUGAGCCCGCCACUAAAUGGCACCCCCGCGGCAAUCUGGCCCACUGCUACUCCGCGGAGGAGCUCGUGCACAGAGACUGCCUGCAGGCACCCAGCGCGGCCGGCGUGCCUGGCGACGUGCUGGCCAAGAGCUCCGCCAACGUCUACCACCACCCCACCCCCGCCGUCUCAUCCAAUUUCUAUAGCACCGUGGGCAGGAACGGCGUCCUGCCACAGGCUUUCGACCAGUUUUUCGAGACAGCCUACGGCACCCCGGAAAACCUCGCCGCCUCCGACUACCCCGGGGACAAGAGCGCCGAGAAGGGGCCCCCGGCGGCCACGGCGACCUCCGCGGCGGCGGCAGCCACGGGCGCGCCGGCAACUUCAAGUUCGGACAGCGGCGGCGGCGGCUGCCGGGAGACUGCGGCGGCGGCGGAGGAGAAAGAGCGGCGGCGGCGCCCCGAGAGCAGCAGCAGCCCAGAGUCGUCUUCCGGCCACACUGAGGACAAGGCCGGCGGCUCCAGUGGCCAACGCACCCGCAAAAAGCGCUGCCCCUAUACAAAGUACCAGAUCCGAGAGCUGGAGCGAGAGUUCUUCUUCAGUGUCUACAUCAACAAAGAGAAGCGCCUGCAACUGUCCCGCAUGCUCAACCUCACUGAUCGUCAAGUCAAAAUCUGGUUUCAGAACAGGAGAAUGAAGGAAAAAAAAAUUAACAGAGACCGUUUACAGUACUACUCAGCGAAUCCACUCCUCUAAGGCUCCAGCGGCUGGAACUGGGUGGGGGGCUUCAUACACAUGAGAUAAUAUGCAGAUUUUGCCCUUGACAAGGUCAAGCCACAUGGUGACUUUUGAAAAGAAGUGUGCAAGAGAGGGAUGCAUGGAGAUAGCCCCACACGAGGCGGCCUGGGACUCUCUUGAUUAAGAUCUCAGUGGUUAAGAUUCCUAAUAAUCAUUGGAUUCUGAGAGCUGUGUAUCAGCUAGAAUGACAGGUUUGGGACCCCUGGUGGUUCACUCUUGGAGCCUGCAGAGCUGCGGGCUGGGUGUGGUCUCCACUGGGGACUGGGCCCCCUGCCAGACCCCCUGGAGGCUAACCCCUCCACAUCCUCCCUCUACUGGGAGCCUACCCACCCCCAGGACCCCUGAGUCAAAAAGCUGUGUGCUCUCCAAGACCAGUUCAGCUUGGGGACAGGGGCAGGAGGAAGGGGUAGGAUUACUAGGUGCCCAGAAUGAGGCUGCUUUCCAAAGCCAAUGUGAACGGCGGCGGCUGGACUUAGAGGUGGCUAUGAGGUGGAAGAGGGCUGCAAAUCCUUGUGGGAAAAGAAAUCUGUGAUUCUAGGUGGUGUCAGUGUCUUUCCACUCCUCCUAGCCACCCACUACACUUAUCCAGCCCUGAGUUCCUAGCCACCGCCUCCUACAGCCCACCUGGCUUUUCUUUCUACCAAAUGAGGGUCUUGGUUCCAGCCUACCACUCAGGCCCAAAGCCUUGUCGCAGAGUGGACUGUUCCCUGAGGUGGGAGAUAUGGAAAAGCCAAGAAGCUGCGGCCAGGCCACUGGCCCCUGAGAUCUCUGCAGGAAAUGGCUGUGGAGUGCGGCAGUUUGGCAAACUCUCCACCACAUGUAAUGAAGCUUGGAUUUGCUCAGUGUCUGGCUGCGGAGCAGCAGGCCUGGCCAGCAGGUCUCCAGCUUUGGCUAUGAGGGCCUUGAGUCCCCCAAAACACCGGGUUCCAGCACCACACUCUACCCUCAUUGGCUCCUGAACUGAGUUUGGAAGCUUCUGGUGACCUUCCAAGAGCCUGAGAGUGAGGUGGAAUUAUUUUAAAAGAUAAAUAUUAUAUUAUAUAUAUAUUUCCCUGAAGGAACCAAAGCGAAUUUUAAAAGAUGCAAUGUAGAGGGGAAAAGAGAUGAUGAAAAUAUUUAAAGGCUCUAUCUGUUUACAGUGUUCCAUGGUUAAACUCACUCACUGCUAAGAAUAUUUGAAUGUAUGCUUCAUACAGGGAUGGUGUUCAAAAAACUUGUAAAUAAAGAAACCAUAACCAAU